UGAUUUUUGACAAAACAGUUAUGGGUAAAAUGUUGUGUUGUGAAAUUUGUGUUCCUUGUUUAUUUCUCAAUCCUAUUUUAAUAACAUUUGGCGCUUCUUUUAAAAUUUACCCUCAAGCUAUUGUGGCGCCACCCUAAUUGAAUGCAUUUCGUCGGACACUUUUCAUAUACAUAGAUGUUACUCCUUACCUUAACCCUCCAUAUUUCAAACGCUAUUCGCGUAUUCUUAGAGAAUUUACAUCGAUUAAGUUGUACACAUUGAUAAAUGUUGUGAAGUUUCAUUCAUUCCAUUCCAUUUCAUAUCCGAUAAGCUAAAUUCUAUUCGCAAAACCCUUUACUUUCAGAUUGUUCUCAACUCAAUUGGUCGAAUGUUUCGCGGCAUAUAUGUAGAAUAAGGGAGCCAUUAGACAAAAGAGUAAAAAAUAAUAACUGUCGGAGUUUUUAGUAUUAACACAAGUUAAACGUAAGAAAAAUAAGAAAGAUUUCUUUUUUUUUUUUUACAAUGGAGAAAGAAGGCAUCUCGUGUUUCGAUGAUACACCUUGAAAAUCAACUCAUACUUGCAUACAUUAGAUAUUUAAUUGAUUCGCGAAUGAAAAAAAAGAAAAAAAAAUACGUCAUAUAAUCAAAGAACAAAGUAUAGUUAGAAGUUUUCAAGGUGUUACUUUUACUUUCGUCUGGGCAUCACUGCCAAAGGCAUUGGACUCAACACCGUGGCAUGUUCAAACGACGCACUAAAGAUCCAAAGACAAUUUUGGAUUAUUGAAGAUUGAAGAUCAUCUGCAAUACGAUGAAUUCAAAUAAUUGUUUCAAUUUAUCUCCUAAUAUGGAGAGAAUGUGUAGAAUAUGUUUAACCGAAAGUAACAAUUUAAUAUCUAUUUUUUGUCCUAAUCAAGAGGACGAUAAUUAUCUAGGACUUGCACAAAAAAUUCAAGUAUGUGGUUCAAUAGAUAUUCAUGAGCAAGAUGGAUUACCAUCUUUGAUCUGUGAAAAUUGCAUUUAUAAAGCAAACAUUGCUCAUGACUUUAGACAACUAUGUCAACAUUCCAAUACCAGACUACGAUUGUAUUAUAAUAAUCCUGGAAAAUGCAAUGUUAUGGAUUCUUGUACACAAACAGAUCUCUCUCCAUGCAUUGAAUUACCAAAACAAAUAACAAAUACGCAAGACAAUUCUUUCGUUAAACAAGAAAUGCAAAUAGUAUCUAAUUCACAAGAUUUUAAUAAUACUAAUAAUACUUUUACUACAAAUACACCCAAUCUUGCAACUACUGACAUUGAUAUGCAAGAUGAUAAAAUUUUCAUGAGUUCUAUCGGUUUUGAAGGUUCUACUAAUAAAGUCAUUGGUAAAGAAGAAUGUUCAAUAGAAAAUAAUAUCAAUCAAGGUUCAGCUAUUGAAUCUGCUUCUCAAAUAGAUACAUGUGAUAUCUAUAGAAUGAUGGACGUUGAUGAUAAACCACAAAUGGAGGAACAUGGUAUUAAUACUAAAGAAUCAGACAAACAUUCAAAUUCAAAAGCAGAAGAGGAAGAUGACGAAGAUGAUGAAGAUGAUGAGAUGGAUGAACAACAAUUUUCAACUGAACGUAUGUCUGAUGAUACAGGAACGGAAAAGGAAGCACCUCCACAGAAACGUACGUCAAGUAGGAAGACAAAAUCAAUGGCAAACAAAACUUACAGCGAAGAUGAAGGUGAUGAUAAUUAUUAUGAUCCUAGUAGCGAUAGUCAAGAUUCGGAAGAAUUAAAAUUCAAAUGUAAAAUUUGUUUGAAACGUUACGCCACGCAGAAAGGUUUGAAAAAGCAUUCUCUUGUUCAUGAAAAAAAGCACAAAUGUAAUAUCUGUUUGAAAUUAUUUUAUAAACAGGAAAAUAUGGAAAAGCAUAAAAAGAUACACGCGUCUAAACCACACGCUUGUCAAUUGUGUCAUGCGUGUUUUUCCAAAUCUCAAAGUUUAAUACGCCAUUUAAAGUCACAUACGGAAAAGGUAAAUGAUAUGAUUAAACAGAUAAAUACGGAUGAACGUAAAGACGAUGAAAAUACGAAAAAAGAACCAAAAUGUGAGGAUGAUACUGAAGAUGAAAGUUGCGUUAACGUAAACGAACCAGACGAAUUUGAAAAUGCUCCUGAAUUAUAUAAAUGUGAAAUUUGCGAUCAGUACUGUUCUUCAUUGAAAAAUUUAAAAAGACACGCUCUCAUACAUGGCGAUAAAAAAUAUUCAUGCACAGUAUGUAAAAAAUGGUUCUUCAGACCAGACACGUUAAAAAAACACGCCGAAAAGCAUGGACAUGGAUUAUUGGAUAAUUUAGCAGAGGAUAACAAAUUAUUUGAUUCGGACGACGAUGCUUUUCCAAAUGAUACGACGACAACUAAUACUUUACCAGAUAAUGAAACUAUUAAGAAAGAAGAUAGCGAAGAAGAUGGUUCUGGUGAAUACAAGUGUCAACAUUGCGACAAAAUUAUGGCUACUAAGAAAGGUCUUAGGCGUCACGUGUCCAUGCACAAGCCUAAAGCCGAACCAGUAACUUGUGAAAUUUGUAAAAAAGUUUGUGCUAGUCAAGCUCGUCUUGUUCUUCAUCAAAGGACACAUAAACCUAAGGAAAAAGUGCCACGAGAAUAUUUAUGUCAUAUUUGUAGCAAGGUAUAUCCGAGUAAUUCGUCACUAACAUACCAUAUGAGAACUCAUUCAGGAGUGAAACCACAUGUUUGUAAAACAUGUAACAGUGGAUUUACAACAACUACCAGUUUGGCAAAUCAUAUUCGUAUUCAUACGGGAGAUAAACCUUAUGUAUGUCAUGUUUGUAGUGCAGCAUUUGCUGUUAGUUCAGCAUUUAGGAGACAUUUGACACGACAUACAGGUGAAGCUAAUUAUCUCUGUAAAACGUGUGGCAAAGCUUUCAAACGACUUAGUACACUGAAAGAACACACUUAUACACAUUCUGGUGAAAAACCUUAUGUUUGUAAAACUUGCGGAGCUGCAUAUAGUCACAGUGGUAGUUUAUUCGCACAUCAGAAACGUUGUCGUGUCCAAUAUGGUGAAAUGGUUACUGAUGAACAUCAUCAUGCUGUUGCUCAUCAUAUUCAUGUAAAUAACGUACAAUCUACAGUGAGAUCGCUUACUGUGAUAGGCCAGUUGUAUUGAAAAAUCAAAUAACAGUUAUACGAAACACUCCUAUUUUACUUUACAUUAAAUAUUUAUGUAAAAGUCAAUUUGUGGCUUUUUAUGUUGCAUCGUUGAUGUAUUUUAUCGAGAAUAUUUUUGAAUGUAAAUAUUUA
Molecule: messenger RNA, 3264 nt
Organism: Polistes dominula (European paper wasp)
Lineage: Eukaryota; Metazoa; Arthropoda; Insecta; Hymenoptera; Vespidae
Biological process (GO): regulation of transcription by RNA polymerase II
Cellular component (GO): nucleus
Molecular function (GO): zinc ion binding; DNA-binding transcription factor activity; RNA polymerase II cis-regulatory region sequence-specific DNA binding
Source: RefSeq, a predicted model, not a curated record